AUGGAGCAGGGAGACCAGCCCAGCCCAGCCCGCUCCCCGAGCAGUUCCUCCGCCCGCGGGGCAGCGCCUCGCGUGGGCCGGAGCCUGCCCGGGGCACCUCGGCCGAGCUGGAACCCUCCUUCGCCAGCACCACAGGACAGCGGGCCCGCCGAGCCCGCCAGGGGCGACCGCUCCCGGCUCGCCUCCGGCCGCCCGCCACCGGCCCCGCUCCCGCAGGACGGGCCCAGACCGACCGGGAAGAAGCCGGCCAAGCCGCUGAGGACUCCCGGCGCUUUCGCUCGGGCCCACCGCGGCGGGCCGGUGCCCCCCGCCCCCUCCUACCUGCCGGCAGCCCCGGAGCUCGGUCCCGGCGGUGAAGGCCGCACUGGCUCCGAGAGGCUUCGCGUUACCCCUGACAACGGGGAGCGCCCCCAGCACGGAAACUGCCGACCUAGAGCCGAAGAGUCACGGAAACAGCCGAAGCGGUCCGCGGGCACGCCGGAGAGAGACGGAAAGUGCCGAGCGCGCUCGGCCGCGGUGCCCAGCCGGCGGGUGCGGGCCGGCACUGAGCGUCCCGCGCUCUCUGCCCGAAGCCAGCGGCGACCGCGCUCCGGGCCGGGUCGCCUUCGCCCCCCGAACGAAGGGGGGCUGGAAGCGCCGCUGCCCCCAGCCGGGCCCUACCCCCCCGAAGCAUGUUACCGAAGGAGGGCUGCCCCUUCGCCGGGCUGCGCGGCAGGCCCCGCGCCCCCACCCACACCCUGCCCCUCGGCAGGGAAACCAGCAAACAGCUGCGGGCACGGCCCCACCUCCCCCUUGGAUACCCACCCUCGGGGCUCCGGCUGGUGA
Haliaeetus leucocephalus (bald eagle) is the source of this 825-nucleotide messenger RNA. RefSeq names its product basic proline-rich protein-like. Bases 1 to 825 code for a protein of 274 amino acids. The transcript has 2 exons. The record is from RefSeq and is a predicted model, not a curated record. Lineage: Eukaryota; Metazoa; Chordata; Aves; Accipitriformes; Accipitridae.